Messenger RNA from Guillardia theta CCMP2712, 2133 nucleotides. RefSeq lists its product as hypothetical. Gene Ontology annotation, biological process: protein O-linked glycosylation. The transcript is spliced from 14 exons. Bases 1 to 2133 code for a protein of 710 amino acids. The record is from RefSeq and is a predicted model, not a curated record. Gene Ontology annotation, molecular function: protein binding; protein N-acetylglucosaminyltransferase activity. Lineage: Eukaryota; Cryptophyceae; Pyrenomonadales; Geminigeraceae.
AUGAUGGUUGACGCCAUGAAGGUCUUGGUGCUGAUGAUGUUGGUCGUCGCUGUCGGGGGAGGGGCAAAGCGAGGAGGGCAAGGAGAAGACACUCUGUGCGGUGACUGCAGGGACCUUGAGGUGUUGGUGGCUAAGAUGUCAGGAGAUGAGAUCGAGCGUAAGGCUGCUGAGCAUCAUGGGAAGGGCAGCAUCCGAGGGGCAGGGAGGGUCCUGUGCGGUGGGUUCUGCUCAGGAACUCUCCUCGGUGGACGAUGGGGGGGAGCAGCAUCGAAUCUCGGGGUCGUCAUGAAGGAAGAGGGUCUCUUGAACCUGGCGGAACGCUGCUACAUCCUUGCGAGCCGCCUUGAUCCUGCGGGUCCUACUCAUGCCUAUCGCAGGGGCAACGUCAGGAUGGCGAUGCAGGACUUGGAGACAGCACGAAAGGCGUUCCUUCGUGCAACGCGGUUGCUGCCAGGAUACGGCGACGCUUAUAACAACCUUGGGAACUGCCUUAUGAGCAUGUCGAGGUUCGAGGAGGCGGGAGCGAGCUACGGUUACGCCAUCAGAGCGAAUCCGAAGGAGGCGAACUACUACGUGAACAUGGGGGGAAUAAGCGCAAGGAAGAAUUUGACCGCCGGGAUACAGUAUCUGGAGCAAGGGCUGGCGCUGAAUCCUUUCUUUCCUGAAGCCUAUAACAACCUCGCAAACUUCAAGCGAGACGUGGGAGACUUGGAGGGAGCUGUGGAAGCAUACAAGAAUGCGCUGAAGUUGAUGCCCGACAGCGGGGACAUCAUGGUCAACAUGGCAUCUGCAAAAGCGUACUUGUGCGACUGGAGGAACAGGAAGUCCUUCUUGAAGCGGAUUAUCGAAGUGUCGAGGAAAGAACUGAGAGAUGGAAAGAAGCUGUCAUUGUCAACAUUCUACGCAAACAUCUUCGGAGUCGACCUGGAGCUCCUGAAGAAGGUCGCUGAGUAUCACUCGAACUCAGCAUUCUCCUCCGUUCGCUAUCUUCUGCCCCUGAAACCUUGGUUCACUGCUGAUGUGCGAGAGGGGGGUAUAAGAUUAGGAAUUCUUUCCUCUGACCUCACCAAUCACAUCGUCGGGCAUGGCAUCGCAGCGCUCCUGCCGCUGAUGCAGGAGCGAGGAGCGACUGUCCUUUGCUACGCGCUCUCCUCGGACGACGGCUCGCAUCCUCGGCGCCAGAUCGAGCAAUAUUCGAAGUUGACGGACAUCCGGGACUGGAGCACAGAAGCUGCAGCUCGGCACAUCAACGCAGACAAGUUGCACGUUCUCUUGGACCUUAAUGGUCAAACCAAAGGAAAUCGCAUCGAGAUUCUUUCUCUGCGCCCAGCUGCAGUCCAGGUCUUGUUUCAUGGAUAUGCAGGAACGAGCGGCGCGAACUUCAUCGACUUGUUCGUGGCCGACAGAAUCCUCGUGCCUCCAGAGUUCUCAGGGUUCAUGACGGAGAAACUGAUGCUGUUUCCUCCUGCCUUCUCCUUCUUCCUCGUUGAGGACUACGGGCGGCUGGAUGACAGAGAGCACGAAGAAGACGGCGAAUAUGCUGCCAGAUCAGUUGGAAAGGAGCUGGGCAUUGGCCCAUCAUACUUCCGUUACGCCUCCUUCAACAGCUUGUAUAAGCUGACGCCGUCUGUGUUCGGGGCAUGGAUGAAGAUCCUCUCUCAAGUUGACUCCUCCAUCUUGUGGCUGCUCAAAUUUCCUUCCAGCGCAGAGAAGCGGCUGAGGAAGGAGGCGAAGGCAAGAGGAGUGGAUGAUAAGCGCCUAGUCUUCACCGACCUUUACCCUCGAGCUGAGCACCUGCAGAAGAAGAGCGGAGCAUCACUCUUCCUAGACACUCUCGUCUACAAUGCUCACAGCUCCGCAGCUGACUCGCUCGCCUCUGGUGUCCCUGUUUUGAGCAUGGCAGGCUCCGGCAUCGUGAACCGAGUCGCAGCUUCCCUGCUGAUCUGCACUGCGGAGAGGGGGGCAGAGCUGGCCAAGGGAUGGAGGAGGAGGCUGGUGCAGAGGAGAUGGGAAACCAAAUUUCUCGACAGAGGAGGGUGGGCCGAUCGCUUCCUGUCGCUCCUGCGGUUGUCGGUGGACAGGAAGAUGGGGGGGCCAAACGACAGCAGAGCUCAUGUCAUAGCUGCAAGAUGA